Lobosporangium transversale is the source of this 4578-nucleotide messenger RNA. RefSeq lists its product as hypothetical. Gene Ontology annotation, cellular component: cytoplasm; plasma membrane. The transcript is spliced from 3 exons. Gene Ontology annotation, biological process: phosphatidylinositol phosphate biosynthetic process; phosphatidylinositol-mediated signaling. NCBI's taxonomy places the organism in Eukaryota, Fungi, Mortierellomycota, Mortierellomycetes, Mortierellales, Mortierellaceae. Gene Ontology annotation, molecular function: 1-phosphatidylinositol 4-kinase activity. The record is from RefSeq and is a predicted model, not a curated record. The coding region runs from base 1 to 4578 and encodes 1525 amino acids.
AUGACUGCGUUGCAACAGCAAUUCUUGACGACCCCUUCGUCAGCCUUUGAGGGGACUGAAGCCGCAGCAGUGCAGGAGCAUGCCGUUGAACGUUUAGCUCAGACUCUCAAGAAUUCAUCUGCAAGCGAGGAAGUUGCAAUGUCAACUAUUUAUGCGCUACUCAAUACCCUUUAUAGCCAUAACACUAAAGAUAAACUUCCUAUGCAUGCUCAAUCAGUCGCCAUUCAGGAUAAUGUGGUGGCUUCCAUUGCUAGAAUUGCAAGCAUUUAUCAAAGCGAAAAGGUCACACCUUUAGUUCUGUCAAUGUUGGCACAGCAGAUCCGCAACCACAGCUCCCAGUUAGACUGCGUUAUUGUGAGACGAUUAACCGAUAUUGCUUUGACAGGAUCUUUGACAUCUUUUAACGAUAUCACCCAGGUCCUUGCAAAUCUUGCAAAGCAAUCCAUUUCUACUGAUCAGAAGGCCAUCUCGGAGGAACUAGCAGAAGCAGUUACUGCCUCGUUGAUGCGCCUCGCAAAAGAUAUCCACUCGCGGCCUGAUUUAUAUCACGCAUACAUGGUUACGCUGCUCAAAUUGUUUUCAGAAAAAGGCCUUCAAAUCCAGUCACAUCACCAUUCCACUAAACGUAGCCACGGCAAGUACACUUCGCUUGCAGCCAUUCUUGGAGGACUUUUGCCUAUCUUGGCAAGCCUUCUCUCCCAUAAAGACCUGGAACCUCAUCUGAACCCAACUAAAGAGGACGUCAAACUCUUCCGCGAUGUUUGGUUCCACUGCAUCCUCUUUGAUUUUGUCAAAGAUUCGGCUUCGCCCUGGAAUGAUGCCUUGUACGUUAUUGCCCAGAAGACCCCCGCUCUGGUCUCGAAUGACCACGGAAGUGCCUACCUUGAGGGAGACCUUGAGUAUAACUCGGUUUUGCCUCGCGGGGUCGUGGAUGACCAAAAGGCUGCAAUGCGAGCUACAUUGACAAGCUAUUUGCCUGCACAAGCGGUCGUGAUCAAAACUCUAAGCUCCGCUAAAGUUGUGUUCUUGUUAUCAGUGUAUCACUUGGAGACCAUGCGUAGCCGACAAGGAAACUGCUCACACAUCCUCCAUUACUUUGCUAAUACUGGGGUGAAUGACGGAGGAGUGACAGCCUGCUUGGAAUCCAUUGCGGACCAGGUCAUCAACGUAUUCAUUUCCGAAACCCAGACUACGGUUCUAACGCACAGACUGGAUGAGAAAGUACGGGACCAGAUCCGCAACUUGAUCGUCGGAUGCGCCCAUCGUCUGAAGAGAGUGAGUGGUCUGGCUACUAAAUGGAUCCAUCGUAUAAUUUCAGCUUUUCCACAACUCAUGUGUGACAAGACUUUGUUAACACUGGUUCUUGAAGUGAGCGAGCUGCUUUGGCUCAGUUGUGAGAACGAGUUGACGGAUGAGUAUUGUCCUGUAUAUAGCUUCACGUCGUCCAUGGUUGAUGUCACAAUCAACCUACCAGAUUCGUACCCCUAUCGUCGUGAGCUGUUAACAAAGUUCGUGGAGUUAACUCGUAAAUGGAUCGCUGCAGCCAUGGCCAACUCACCGCAGGAGGUCGACGCUUUGCUACAGGACUACCUUGCAGACUCUGAAAAGAUCCAUACUGGCAUCAGCCGUGUUCAUAUGGGCCGCACUCUGGCUGCUCGUUCUGGCAAAGACUUGAUCAAGGAUCAAAAUUGCUUUGAAACUUUGUCUAACAUUCCUGGAGUGCUACUUGAUAAUUCUUCAGUGUUCUUCCAGGAGUUCUCGGCUCGUCGUCGUUACCAGGGUGAGAUCGGAGGUAUGGAGAACUUCUCGCGCGAUACUUCUCUUCAGCCUGGCCCAAUUCUUCAGAAUCAGGUGCAUAGACUUCGUGAAAACCUUCAGACGAUGGCGCAUCAGGCCAAGAAUGACCAAUUUGUUUCGAACAAGGACUUGGCGAAUGCGUUGCACCGCGCUGUAAGUGCAAUUGUGGCGCUGAACAAAGGCGAAGAGGAUCUGGUAAAGAUGGUUGCUUGGAUCCCUAUUUACCUAUUCACACCCGACAGUCUCAAAAUUGGUACAUCAGUCUGGAACUGGCUCAUCACAGAGAAGCCAGAAGUGGAGAAACGAUUAAUGUCAGAGGUCGCGGCAGGAUGGGAAUGGGCCUGUCGCCACCAGAAGGGUCUGUUCUCGCCCUUAUUGGACUCUGAGGAUCCCUUCCGCGUUCGAAUGGAAUACGCCCCCACUGACAAGAAGGCACGUCAGAAGAGCUAUAAGGUCGCAUCGUAUCUCUUUACACCCCACGUUAUCUGGAUCGAAUUCCUAUCCAGUCGGUUCCAGGCAACACGUUAUAAUAACCGUGACAUCAUUGAUACCUUCACACGUCUGCUUCAGCUCACAUUCGGUAAUGGUUACAAGAUGAGUACCCAUCCGUUGGCAAGAGAGGGUCGAUUCCAACUGCUACUCUUGGGUCUCCGCCUUCUUCAAAACAAUCGGCUAGAGGCUCUAAUUGAAUAUAAACUUCGAUCAGUUUUGUACCUAUCUGCUCUCACCUGGUUCGAGUUGGCUCCAAGGUGGUCGUUCGGAGGCAACAAAAUGCUAAGCAAGGCUGAAACCAGGGUUAUGAAAGAAUUUGGGGUGGCACUAGACCAGGAUAAGAUUCUUUUGGACUCCAUUCUUUCUAGCAUGCAGACGACUGGUGAUGGUCAAGCUGGACUUACUACUACAGAUUAUGUCUUUACUGACAAAUUAACCCGUGAUACCAUUGUUCGAAAUCAUACUCAGUCUCGACGUCUGCUCUCUCUGCUGACGGAGAAUGAACUUAACCGCCUGGGUGUAUGGACAACUCCUUUGGUCCAGACCGGUGCCAAUCCUGGUAUCAACACGCACGAAAAGAGCCUCUCGGAGGAAGCCUGGCGAGCCAUGGUCCGAUCUGCAUGGAGUGUUUCUCCUAGUUUGGCAUUCCAAUUAAUGACUCGCUUCAAAAAUGCUGUGAUUCCUAGCGAGCUGGGUCAAUUGCUGGCUAGCGAUCCGUUUGCCGCAGUCAGUGACGCGGAUGCGAUUCAAAUUUUGCUGGGCGAGGGAACAUUCCGCUAUACAGCCACCCAGCUCAAGUAUUUGUUAUUCUGGCAGCCUGUGCCAUCUAUUACCGCCAUUACAUACUUCCAACCAGCAUUCCAUAACAAUCCAAUGGUACUGCAGUAUGCAAUGCGUUCGCUUGAGCAUUCACCUGUGGAAGUAGUCUUUUUCUAUGUUCCUCAAAUUGUACAAGCACUACGCCAUGACGACCUUGGCUAUGUGGAAAAGUACAUCAUGCGCGCCGCUCGUGUAUCUCAAUUGUUUGCGCACCAGAUUAUUUGGAACAUGAAGGCGAACAUGUACCGAGAUAAUAAAUGCGAAGUUCCCGAUGUACUCAAGCCGACGUUAGAUAGAAUAAUCGACAAUAUCGUGAACGGUCUGUCAGGAGAAGCUAAGAGCUUCUACGAACGCGAGUUUGCUUUCUUCAACCAAGUCACGUCCAUCUCUGGAACACUGAUGCCGCUUGUAAAGAAGACGAAACCCGAGAAGAAGAAGAAGAUCGAUGAAGAGAUGGCCAAGAUUGUAGUGGAUGUGGGCGUGUAUCUACCUAGUAAUCCUGAAGGUGUAGUUGUGGAUAUUGACAAGAGGUCUGGAAGGCCGUUGCAGAGCCACGCUAAGACGCCUUUCAUGGCCACGUUCAAGGUCCGCAAGAAUCGCGAAGAGUCAACAUUGGAUAAAGCUAUCAUGAAGCGAGGUUCUGCUGAAGAGGAACAAGAGGAGCAGAUCCCAAAAACAUAUGAUGUCUGGCAGUCUGCCAUUUUUAAGGUUGGAGACGAUUGCCGACAAGAUGUUUUGGCUAUCCAACUGAUUGCAGUCUUUAAGAACAUCUUCACAAGUGUCGGAUUGGAUCUUUAUCUGUUUCCUUAUCGUAUUGUUGCUACAGCGCCUGGCUGUGGUAUGAUUGAUGUGAUCCCGAACUCGAUCUCCCGUGAUCAACUUGGUCGUGAAAAAGUCAACAAUCUGCAAGAUUACUUUAUCACCAAGUAUGGCGGCAUUGACUCAAUUGAGUAUCAAAAAGCACGUAACAACUUUAUCCAGUCUGUUGCCUCCUACAGUGUCAUCUCGUACUUACUUCAGUUCAAGGAUCGACACAAUGGUAACAUUAUGAUUGACGACGAAGGUCAUGUCAUUCAUAUUGAUUUCGGUUUCAUCUUGGAUAUCUCACCCGGAGGAAAUAUCAACUUUGAAUCUUCACCUUUCAAACUGACAUCAGAGAUGAUUCAGAUUAUGGGCUCAAGUGUAGAGGAUCAAGGUUAUCGAUGGUUCUGUGAGCUGUGCGUCAAGGCAUUCUUGGCUUCUAGACCCUAUGCGGAACAAAUUAUGCAGCUGGUGGCAUUGAUGCUCGAGUCUGGUCUACCCUGCUUCCGAGGCGAAACUAUUAAACGAAUGCGAUCCCGAUUCCAGUUGGAUCGAUCAGAGCGUUCUGCAGCUGAGUUUAUUCUUGAGAGGGUUGAUGAAUCCUAUCUGAAUAAGCGUACCGUUCUCUAUGACUCGUUCCAGAAGGCAACCAAUGGCAUCCCUUACUAA